This is a messenger RNA of Aspergillus homomorphus CBS 101889, 884 nucleotides long. RefSeq names its product E2 ubiquitin-conjugating protein MMS2. NCBI's taxonomy places the organism in Eukaryota, Fungi, Ascomycota, Eurotiomycetes, Eurotiales, Aspergillaceae. The transcript has 5 exons. Gene Ontology annotation, cellular component: nucleus. Gene Ontology annotation, biological process: protein K63-linked ubiquitination; DNA damage tolerance. The coding region runs from base 113 to 532 and encodes 139 amino acids. The record is from RefSeq and is a predicted model, not a curated record.
CCCUCCUCCGGCUUCGGUACUGAUCUCCUCUACCUUUCUUUGAUGACUUUCCUCACAACCUACUUCAGGUAGACAGGAAUUUCUUUUUAACUCCACGGCUACCUAUUACAAAAUGUCGGCCAAGGUUCCCAGGAACUUCAGGUUGCUCGAAGAGCUCGAGAAGGGCGAGAAGGGCUUGGGCGCAGAGGCGUGCUCCUAUGGUCUAGACGAUGGCGAAGAUAUGAUGAUGAGCAACUGGAAUGGCACCAUACUCGGCCCUCCUCAUAGCGUUCACGAGAACAGAAUAUACAGUGUCAAGAUUCACUGCGGUCCCGAUUACCCCGACAAUCCCCCGUCCAUUCAAUUUAGCUCUCGGAUCAAUCUGCCAUGCGUUGAUCCCCACACUGGCAAGGUCGAUCCCACCAAGUUGCCUUGUCUGGCUCAAUGGAAGCGCGAAUACACCAUGGAGACUAUUCUGCUCGAGAUCAGGCGGUAUAUGGCUCUGCCCCAACACAAGAAGCUUCCUCAGCCUCCGGAGGGCUCUAACUUCUAGAUGAUGUGACGCUGUGAAUGACUCAGGAAUCGAAUGAGGAGUAUUCUGGUUGGUUUUGCGCGUGAGGUUCGUUCGCGUGUUCUUUCGUUUGUCUAUUAGAGCGUGUACAGUCUAUGCAUAACGGCGGGCAUGGCGUGGUGUCAAUCGAAGCCUGGUUGCAAUUCAUCGAUCCUAGAAACUUUGUCGGUGGGGACGUUCAUGUCAACCUUGCUAUUGCUACCUAGACUAUUAUCUACCAGGACCCUAUCAUUGACUCUGAAAGAAUACUGAACGCGGGCCAAGUCCUGGCUUCUGAGGAGAGCCGCAGUUAGUUAUAUGACAGCACCGCAGGGGACUGACUUUCUACCUGCAU